CCCACUUCCACGGUGGCACCCAAAAAGCGGCUUAUAAAGGUAUACGCGUCCACACGCCGCCCUCCCCCACAAUGCAUUCCCCUCGCAUGUGCGCGUCCAGGCUCUGCGUCCUUCCCGCUGAGCUCCUGCACGAAGUCGCCGUGUACCUGGUCGCCUGCGACGACGCUGCCGCACCUGAGCAUCUCGCUUUAACCUGCACCAUCCACCUCGCGCCCAUCUUCGAGUCCCUCGUUGAGAAGGGACACAUCUGCCGCGAGAUCUUCGACAUGGAGGCCGUCAUCCGUCGCUGCGACUGGCUCGCCACCAGCUGCCCGGAAGAGGAUCUCGGGAAUGUGAACGGACGCAUACGGCCAGAGGACCUGGGCGAGCUGCUCGACGUUGUCCUCAACUACGUCCGCACCCCCAUCGUCAAUCACACGCCGCUCGACCACCCGGAUGUGGACGCGGCAAUCAUGGGCAUAUAUGCGCUGCUUAUCAUGGACGACGGGAAGACGCGUGAGAUGCUCGAGCAGUGGCAUACAUACAGCUUCGUGAUGGCGUAUGUGCGCCGCCGCCUGAGCCUCGACGAAGUGAAGGGCCCGAUUCCCUGGCCCGAACAAGACGAAGUGCUUCUGUCCGCGCUCUCAGCAGCGUGGAUCUUGACAACGCCUGAGCACCUGCUCGCCGAGCCACCGCAAGAAAGGGAGCGUCUGAGGCGCGGUCUCCUUCCAUUCAUUCUUAUGCCCUUCCGCUAUCCCGCCGGCGAGUUACCGGCGGAGUGCUUCUACCCGCCCGUUGCCGACGGUCCGCAGGGUCUACCCCACUCCGACCUCGUCACCGUGCACGGCGCCUACCCCAUCUACCCGCGCGCUCGCCAGUCUCAUAUGGCCCGCCCAUCGCAUACUACGCCCAACGUAUGGCCGUACGCUGGGCGCGACUUCGACUUCUCGCUCCCGCUUGUGUCCAGCGUGGCGAAGUUGCAUUACUUCGCGAGGCAGGAGCUGAGCGAGUUGCAAGUGCCGGACCAUCUGGCGGAGGACUACCAGUCGCGGUGGGAGGCGUACUUGCGCCGCAGGCAGGAGGAAGGAUCUCAUAUACCUUUCGAGGUAGAGCUCACGAAAGAGGACAUACGCAAGUACAACCAACACAGAGGCACACCGCUACCGCGCCGGGACCCCCACUAUCCGACCUCCCUGCAAUGGGACGCGGACACGAUGCGCUGUCUCAUGAGCUCAGCCCUGGUCGGAUACGACAACAACCACCCGCCCUCCGCCCUUUGCGACUCCAUCCGCAUGAGCCACAUGUACGAGCCCGGCACCAUGACAGGCCUCUGGAGGGGUAGAAUGCUCCUCCCUCAACUGCACUAUCUACAAAAUGCGCUGCAUGAACCAGUGCGCACGCCCCUGUUCGACGCGCAGAUGUCGGAGCUCGUCAUGAACUUCAGCGCGUGGCGCAUCAGCGAGUUCGUCGCGCCCAUCGCGGACGACGCUCGGCUCCCCGGACGGGACGACGCGCGCACAGGGUGGCUGCCCUACAACACCUCCUUCGCAGUCUCGGAGGACGGCAAGAAGUGCGAUGUCUUUUCGGGGCCCAAGAAAUACGUUUAUCGCUCGCUUGAGGAGCACAAGAAGGCGUACGCGCCGGCCGACGACGAUUCUGACCGCAAGCCCGAGGAGUGUGCGGGCUGUAAGCUGCGCGAACGAUUCGGGAGCGGGAAGGAAGACGUCGAUGCUAUAUUCGAGAGCGUCGGGCUUGGGCUGGAGGAGGUCGAGUGCGAGGAGUGCGGCUGCUGCCCACGGCGGCCGUCGCGGGACUACUUGUACACCUUCGGCAUACCCGUGCGGGAGAGUUUCUCGGUGCCGACAGAGGAGGAGGAAGCCGAGGGGGAUGGCGAGGGCGAAGACGAGGAGGACGAGGGCCCGUGCGCAGAGUGCCAGCGGCGCGUGCUGCCGCCGCGGUCGCUGAAGGCGUGCAACCAUGUGUCGUCGGUGUUGCUGCAUGGCACCGUGGACGAGCAAGAUGCGGCGGCGUUGUACGACUACGAGCUAUACGGCCGGGUGCGUCCGUGCGACGGGAUGAUUGGGCUGCUGAGGUUCCCGAAGAGAGACUCGCGCUUCUCGCCGCCCGGGAUCAGCUCCGCGUACUAUACGUUCUUCUACGGGUAUGUUAUUGGCGGGCAGAACUUUGUCGGGACGUGGCGCAUCGUCUUCCCGCGGGGGAUGAUCGGGCAGGUCGUGCUUGGGCAGAAUGGAGGCAUAGGCGGUGCCGCAGAGGGCGCGUCUGAGAUCUUCUGGGAGGGUCCCUUCACAAUGCAAAAGGUUCCCGAGUAGGUUCUCGUAGGACACUGGAUAUUGGUCGCUUGGUCGUUCGGGUCGUUCACUUUCUUACUCGAAUCGAUCACUUGUUUGCUUCGACUGCAAUAUGGACAAGUGGAUUUUGGCUGCAUUACGACGGGAACACCCCCACUCAUCUAGACUCUCCUUGAUAUCGACCUCGGACGUUAUAUGCGUAGGCAGGCUUGUUACUAUGCGGACUGGUAUAGCACUCUGUUAUGUAUCCAUCGUGUCGGACUUUGCAGAAUGGAACGAAUCUUGUGUUGA
Molecule: messenger RNA, 2579 nt
Organism: Schizophyllum commune H4-8
Lineage: Eukaryota; Fungi; Basidiomycota; Agaricomycetes; Agaricales; Schizophyllaceae
Exons: 8
Coding region: 72-2309 (745 amino acids)
Source: RefSeq, a predicted model, not a curated record